UCCUCGCGCUUCAUCCGCCGCUGCGCGUGAAUGUGAUGAUGCUCGAGUGUUACAUUGUAGCGCUCAGUUCGUUGUCAUUCGUCUCCCGCCAUUGAUGAUUUGACUGGUGUAGACAAAUAACAGCCACAUCUGUCAGGUAGCGCUAAUAUCAGACGCUAAAAUAUUGAUUGUGUGUGGUGAGUCGGGUGAACAGUCGUAGCUCGACACGUAGAGAGACACAACAUGAUGGGUUUACAUGAAUUCAUAUGGAUGACCGGUAUACUGAUGGCGCAGGACCAUCCUUAACCUACUUACAAGGGAUUUGGGAUCGUGACGGUAGGUGAAGAUGGCGACGGGGACAGGGACGGGCUGGCAGCCGCUAUACAGCGCUGCUCCGGGCAUCAGUUCUCCCGCUGCUGCUGCUGCUGCUUCUGGGUCAGGCUCCAGUCCAUCAUCCACAUCCAGCCAUUUACUCUACGAAUCUGCGCUGACUAUGGAAUACACUCAAGAUCUGCACCUGAAGAUGAGUAAAAAAAUAGCACAGCUCACUAAGGUCAUUUACGCCCUCAACACAAAAAAUGAUGAGCAUGAAGAUGCCAUCCAAUCUCUGAAAGAGGUCCACGAUGAGGAGGUUCAGCACAUCCUGACCGAGGCUCGGGAAAAGAUCUUUCACUACAAGAGCAAGAUCGGGGACGAGGCCGACCUGAAACGGCGCCUGCAGUCCCUGGAGGAAUCUGUGGAGCUGCACGAACACAUGAAGCGCCAAGCGCUGGCCGAGUUUGAGAUGUACCGGCAGCGCGUGGAGGACUCGCAGCUGUGCACGGAGGCCCAGCACACACAACGUGUGGUGUCCAUGUCCCGUGAAGUGGAGGACAUGCGGCACGAGUUCGAAGAGAAGCUGCGCUCCUUCAGUCAGGUGCAAGCCCAGUUUGAGCAGGAGAAACGGCGGGCGUUGGAGGAGCUCAAGUCGGUCCACCGACAGGAAGUUCAGGAGCUGCUGGAAAGCCAGCAGAACCAGAGUGCAUCCUCCAGCCUGGAACAGGAGAAAUUGGCUGAGCUGCAUCGUACGGAGCUGGAGUCACUCAUGGAGCGCGUGGAGGAGCUGACGCAGGACAAAGUCCGGUUGGUGGAGGAAUACGAGGCCAAGCUAAGCAAGGCUCAAGGGUUCUAUGAACGUGAGCUGGAGGCCAUGAGACGGACCCAGCAGCUCACCACAGAGAACUUGCUGGCCUGGAGGAGGACGGAGGUGGAACUGAGGAAGGAGUUUCAGGUGCAGGAGUCGGCUCUUCAGAGGAACCUCUGUAAACUCCGUGCUGAACUCCACAGAGCUCAGGAUGAGGCGCGAGAGAGCAGGGACAAGACCAACAGACUGCAGGCAUCUCUUAAUAAUGCAGAAGUCACAAUUACGGAGUUACAUAAGCAGCUGGAAGAGGCCAUACAGGAUGGAGAGAUUUGGGUGAUGCAACUGAAAGAUACAGAAUAUGAGCUGGAGGGAAGCAGAGAUCGAGUUCAGCAGCAGGCCAAUGAAAUCCUUCACAAAGCCAGUCAGAUAGGCUCUCUUCAAGCGACCCAAAUGAGCCACGAGGCCACUAUCAGGGACCUGGGCUCCGAGCAGAACCGCCUGAAGGAGAAGAUCCUACAGCGAGAGGAGGAGAGAGAGAGACUUCAGAAACAGAUUCAAACAGUGGAAGAACAACAGCAUCAGAAGAUCCUCAACCUGGAGAAGUCGCUUUGUGAGGAAAAGCAGAACUAUGAAAUGGAGCUGGCGCGAAUCAGGGCCAAAUACGAGGAGGAAACGGCCUGUCUGAAAGAAAGCCAAGCAGAAUCCUUAGAGGAACUCAAGGAGAAACACCGAGUCCAGCAGGAAGGGGCUCGCAGUGCCGCAGAGAGAGAGAAGAACCAGUUGCUCAGUGAGAUGAGACAACAAUUUGAUAUCCGGCGUCUGUCGUUGGAAGAGCAGAGAAACCACCUGCAACAACAACUGGAGACCAUACGAGAGGAACUCACUACCAAGCUCAACAUGGCCAACCAAGAGGUGUCUCAUUUGAAGGAUCUUGUGAAGGAGAGUGAAAAAAAUCUUGAUACUGCUGAGAACCACAUCUCCUGUCUUAAAGACAGCCAAGAAAAGCUUUUUAUUGAGCUGGACGCCACCAGGGCGAGAGUGAGAGAAACGAGCAACCUGCUCACGGAUCUACAAGAGGAGAUAGAGACCCAGAAACAGCAACAUGAAGCUAGGGUCAUCGCUAUCAAAACAGAGGAGAAACAGAAAAUGGACAAAAUCACAAAGGAGCUGGAUCUCAAGUGGACCGAUGCUCUGAGGGCUGAGCUGAAGGGUCUUCGGGAAGAGCUCACAGCUGAACAUCAGGCAGAGAAACAGGUGGCCCUGACACAACUUUCCCAGCAGAGAGACCUGGAGAUGAUGGCAGCCAGGGAGAGCUGGCAGAGGAAAGUCGAGGACCUCCUAGAACAGGUAACGGAGGGUCACAGAGGUGACAUUUUGUCGUUUAUUCCUGUUGUCUACAUUUAAUAUUUUACAGGUAUA
Carassius auratus (goldfish) is the source of this 2521-nucleotide messenger RNA. RefSeq names its product protein FAM184A-like. Bases 326 to 2506 code for a protein of 726 amino acids. NCBI's taxonomy places the organism in Eukaryota, Metazoa, Chordata, Actinopteri, Cypriniformes, Cyprinidae. The transcript is spliced from 9 exons. The record is from RefSeq and is a predicted model, not a curated record.